ACAACAACAACACACAGCAGACAGAAGAGCAGCAGAAGAAGGCAGCAAGAUGGCGUGAAGACGCUGAGAACCUGCCGCAGGGACUUUUACAUGAGAAACAAAUAUCUGUAUCGCCCUAGUUCGGCAACGAUUGCUUGAGGACUGGUUCGCUGACUGCUUAGUUUCGGUCAUGUGAUUGUGAUAAAGGCACGUCUGACGCGUGUCCCGAGGUUACAGCGUCAUUUCAGUAGCCACAACUCUCUCUCCCUGUCCCUGUCAUUGCCAUGGGGGACGCCACUGAUGGCGAUGAAGGAGCCUUAGAUCCUAGAAUUCAGAUUGAGCUGGAGAACCUCAACACUGCCACAGAUGAAAUCAAUCGUCUAGAGAUUGCGCUUGAUGAGGCCAACACUACAUUCAGAAUUUUGCUCAAUGAUUGUACGAGGCGUUUGAAAAACAAGUCCAAGAGCUUGGGCAGCUGUGUUGAGAAGGCACGUCCGUACUAUGAAUCGCUAGACAUAGCAAGGCAGGCGCAGAUGGAAUGCCAGAGAGCUGCAGUUAAUUACCAACGAGCUAAUGAGAUCCAUGCAGCCGCUAAAGAAACUGUUGCUCUUGCGGAGCAACGAUUUCUCAGUAAACAACAUGAGUGGCAAUUUGAUAAUGCGUGGCAGGAGAUGCUAAAUCAUGCAACAAUUAAGGUGAGGGAUGCGGAAACUAAAAAGGCUGAAAGUGGGAGAGAACAUCACCAAAGAGCAAUGCUGUUUCAUGCUGCUGAACAGAAGGUGCAGCAGCUUGAACAACGAUUCCAUCGCCAGAUUAUCAAGUCAAGACCUUAUUUUGAGGAGAAAUCUCUUUGUAAUGAACAACUAGCGAGCCAAAAGGAGAGAGUGGAAGUUUUACAGACACAAGUGGCAGCUGUGAAGGGCGCUUAUGCAGCAUCUCUGAAAGAACUGGAAAGAAUUUCUGAAGAGAUCCACUGCAAGCGGAAUAAAAACAAGCAAACGGAAAGUGAGCAAGAACCGCCCUGUGGACCAAGGGAACCAGGUGUCGGAGCAGAGUUGGAACCAGUCUUCUGUGAAUCUUCUGUGCCAACUGAUGCCAUUGCUAAUGAACCUCAGCAGAAUGCUGAAAAGCCACCAGAACCUCUUCCAAUUGUAAACCCUGCUGAAGUGCAGAAGGAAUCAGCCCCUCAACUCAAAAGCUUACCACCAUCACCAACUAAAACUUCCUCUCCUACUCCACAUUCUCCUGCUUCAAGGCCUAAUCUUACAGCCCUACCUCUAUUAGACAAUUUAACACACCUUAAAAAUACUAUUGAAACCCCAUUGAGUAAUGCUAUGCUCUGUUUACCUGGCUCCUCUGACAUUUUUAAGAAUAGCCAUGUUUUGGAAGAUGACUUUGGAAAAGUUGCAAAAUCAUCAACAGAUAGUGAGGAAGCGUACAAUCAUGUACUUUUGAAUCACUUGAUGGAAAAUUAUGAAUCUGAACUGGAUCGAUGUGAUAUGAAUAGCUUGAGUGGCAUGUCUGCUGCCACUGGAUCAUCAGCUGUGAGUGAGAAGGAUGAAACAGAAUACUACCUUGAUGAGGAGCUAGAAGAUCUCAGGGAGCAACUACGUGAAAUUUCAUUGUGUCCCUCUGCCGAUUCUUCAAGGAAUGUUUUAGCGGUCAACAAAGCAUCCAGCUUACCUGGUAGCAAUAAACACUCUGUGCCUCAAAGCCCAGUCAAGAACCCACUCCCCUCAGAGACUGUUUUACCAAGUUCGAAGAGCUGCAGCAACAUAGUGAGCAAUGCAGUGGAGUCUCUCUCAUUGCAGUAAGCUGUAAAAUAAUUUUUCUUUAUCUAGUAACAUGUUGCUUGUGAUCUGACAACCACCAUGUAAGGUGACUUAUAGUGAACGUUUGAUUGAUAGUUCUGUCUCAGACUACAUGUUAUUAGUGCUUACCCACCGACUCUGCUGUCUUCAGUGUAUUAUCAUGCCAUUCCUGUUGCCAUGACUGAGACCUGUGAUAAAAUCUGUAACUACAUAAUACAUACCGGUAUAUGAUUGUGGUGGUCAAAAUUUUAAAAGGAAGUAGCCUUUUUUCAGCUAAGGGUCUACCAGGGGUGACUUUCUCUAUAUAAAUAUAUGUAUAUUAACAGCACCAAUCAUUUUUGUAAGUGGUUAGAGGAUUUUUCACUUAAACAUUUGUGCUGAAACUGUAGCAUAUUUUGUAAGUGUUCUAAAAUUUUGGUUGUGCUUCUUGACCAGCAUCUUAUCUUUAAGAUCUGCUCCUAAAGUGACAUUCUUUGUUCUUUUUUCUUUUUUCUUACCCAGUUUUUCUUUGCAUUGUGUUUGUUAACAUUGCAAUCUUGGGCUUUCUUCCUUGCCAUUCAUAACUAUUUAUUUUUAUGAUGUAAUGUUGUAUGUUGUUCCAUGUAAACUAGAGUACAAAUGUGGGUCAAAAGAUUUCUUUUCAGAAGCUUUCCUUUAGAAGUUAAGUGUGUGUGCACUAACUAAUUACAAGAGAUACUUUUGGUGUAGAUCUUCAAACAUUGACAUUGAAGUGUGUGACUGUUUUCCUCACACAUUGCUACUCUCCUUGACCCAUCACCUUUAAAGACUUCUUACUAUAUUUUAAAAUUUCUUUGAAUUUUGACAGAAUACCUUACUAUUUAAUUUAGAAUGAAAUUGGCAUCUUGGUGAUUGCUCUUGUUGUUGUCAAAUUUUUGACUUAAUCUUUCUGUUCCUGUAGGUCCUGCCAAGAAUCCUUUGUGUUUUAAUUUAAUAGUCUCUUUAAUUAAUUAUUAACACAGUAACAUCAAAUGAAGACAGUUUUGCUCCUAAGAAUUUAGUUUUCAGAUGUGAUGAAUUUUUGCUUUUUAUUCUGUUUAUGAUUUAACGAACUGAUAUUUGACUACCACCUCUCUAGAGGAAAAAUCUUUUAUGCAGAAUUGUGAUCUUUAUAAUAAUAAUGUAUGGUAUGAUUUAAUGUCACAUCUUGAGCCUACAUUAUUUUUGUCUUGUGUUGUGUUUUUUGUGAUUUUUAUGAAAUUCUACCAACUACGUACUAUAACUACAUUGUUCUAUACUUCCUUUGUGGCGCUGAAUCAAAUUGCAUGAACUGUGAGGUGCCCAGGCGUGUGAUGCAUGUAUUUGUGUGGACGUGUGCAUGGAAAAAAGAAGAGACACAAUGUGAUAGCAUUUUGAAUGUGGUUGUGAGUUUGUUACAUCAGAAGAAACUAUUUUUCUUUGCUCUCCCAUUUGAGGAAGCAAUUAAAUCUUUUGAGUUUGCAGCAGAAGAUUUCUUUGAUUGAUGUUUUGCAUACUGAUAAGCAGAAGGCGAUCAUUUUUGUAGUUAUUUUGUUUUGAUGAAAUUUACUAGUGCUGCAGAAACUGCUGCUAAUUUCAUAGGCAAUAUGAAAUCUGACGGAUUCACUGAACUAGGCAUCUAUGUAUUACUGCUGUGAAGAAUUUAAUAGGAUUUUAUAAGCUUUUGUUUAUUGAACGUGCUCCUUGUCCAUUUAAUGUUUUGUGGAGAAAGUAAAAGUAAUUAUAAUGAACAAAUCUAUAGUAGUUGUUGACUUUAUGGACUUCGUAACUGGUGAUUGAUUGGCUCGAGUUUUCAGAGCCAGUUGUGCCAUUAGAAUGUGAUACUGCAAUAACAGUAUGAUUGAUGUGUGAAAUUGUUAUGAAAUUUUCAAAAGUUAAAAUAAUUAUAUUUGUAAACAUUUAUUGAGUUUAUUUCGAUCUAUUAAGUGUUGGUCCUAAAUGUAAACUCUUCUUUCAUUAGAGGAGGAACAUGCUCAAUCUAUACUGUUUUGAAUGUAGAAACUCCUGCAGACAUUACUACUGUUAUAGCUUUAAUAUUUUAUGUUUUGUAAGGAAUAUUUGUGAGUGGUGACAUGCUGGUGUUGCUUAACAAGUGAUGAGAUUUGUAUUGUGAGAAGUAUUUUAGACAUUGUUGAUGGAUGGAUAUGAUGGGCUGCUGCAGGCAGCCUGAUGACAUUUCUGCUUUAAUCUUUAUAAAAGUAAAUUUAUCAAUAAUAAAUGCUUUUGAAAGAC
Messenger RNA from Thrips palmi, 4019 nucleotides. Its product is annotated as SH3 domain-binding protein 5-like. Gene Ontology annotation, biological process: intracellular signal transduction; negative regulation of protein tyrosine kinase activity. Lineage: Eukaryota; Metazoa; Arthropoda; Insecta; Thysanoptera; Thripidae. The record is from RefSeq and is a predicted model, not a curated record. Bases 264 to 1793 code for a protein of 509 amino acids. Gene Ontology annotation, molecular function: protein kinase inhibitor activity. The transcript has 7 exons. Gene Ontology annotation, cellular component: cytoplasm.